Messenger RNA from Magallana angulata, 2578 nucleotides. RefSeq names its product FAS-associated factor 2-like. The transcript has 14 exons. Bases 36 to 1397 code for a protein of 453 amino acids. Gene Ontology annotation, molecular function: ubiquitin binding. Lineage: Eukaryota; Metazoa; Mollusca; Bivalvia; Ostreida; Ostreidae. Gene Ontology annotation, cellular component: endoplasmic reticulum. The record is from RefSeq and is a predicted model, not a curated record.
CGCUCCCAAAUUACUGACAGGAAGUUGCGAUAAUCAUGGCAGCGAUGGCAGAAGAGAACGAAGAUGUGGAUCUUACUCAAGAACAAACAGAAAAAUUACUGCAUUUUCAGGAUUUGACUGGAAUUGAAGAUAUUGACAGAUGCAAAGACAUCCUACGAGAACAUAACUGGGAUAUAGAGAUUGCAGUACAGGACACAUUUAAUAAGAGAGAAGGAGCACCAAAUGUUUUUAAUCAACCUGAGGCAGUGAAUAAUGAGCCCAGAGAACCAUCAAUGAAUCUACAACCAACAGACCAGAGGGUGUUCACAGUGGCCCGACCUCCACCCCAGGGCAUUUACCAGUGGUUGUACCAUGUGAUCAUCUUUCCAUUUCGCUUUGUGUACUCUACAUUAUUAGAUCUUGUUAGGUUUACAAUUCGAUUAAUUCGACCAGACCCUAGAAGAAAUGUAACAGAUCCAGUCGGAGAUGUAACAAGGUUCAUUAACAGUUAUGAGGAGACAUUAGGUACAACACACCCUACCUUCUACCAAGGCUCCUAUAGUCAGGCUCUUAAUGAUGCCAAAAGGGAGUUAAGGUUCUUAUGUGUAUACCUUCAUGGUGAUGAUCAUCAAGACACAGGUGACUUCUGUAGAAACACAUUAGGUAAUCAAGACCUCAUUGAUUUCAUCAACACAAGAAUGCUUUUUUGGGCAUGUAAUACAAACAGUCCAGAAGGAUUCAGAGUGUCAAGGGCAUUGAAAGAAAACACUUAUCCAUUUUUGGCACUGAUUGUCCUACGACAAAACAAAAUGACAGUAGUAGCACGUAUAGAGGGGCCCAUAGGGCCUGGAGAACUCAUAGAAAAAUUAGAAAGAAUCUUGCAGGAUAACGAGGCAUCCUUAAUAGCUGCACGUGCUGAAAGGGAAGAAAGAGAUUUCACUCAGACGUUGAGGAGAGAACAAGAUGCAGCAUAUUUAGAAUCCUUGAAAGCUGACCAAGAAAAGGAAAGGAAAAGGAGAGAAGAGCAAGAUAAAAUUGACCAAGAAAAACAAAGAUUAGUGGAUGAGGAAAACAAAAGAAAAGAAAUGAUACAGGAAAGAGAAAGAAUGAAGGAAGAAUUAAAGAUUGAAAUCCCAGAGGAGCCUCCAGUAGAUGACCCAGAUGUAGUACGAAUCGUUCUGAAGUUACCUCACGGAUCAAGGAUUGAAAGAAGAUUUCUGAAAAACCAAUCAUUAAAGUUUUUAUAUUAUUUCGCAUUCUGUCAUGAGGACUGUCCGGAUGACUUUCAUGUAGUGACAAAUUUCCCCCGCCGGACUCUACCCUGUGAACCCUCAAAGAACGGCCCUGAUCCCCCUUCCUUUGAAGAGGCGGGGCUAGGCAAAAAUGAAAUGCUUUUUGUACAAGAUAAUGAGGCAUGAUAUUCACAGGAUAUACAUUUGGAAUAACACUAUGGCUCCAAAAAGGAAAAGUUUCAAAACGAAGGCUAUGUAAAAUGCAGGCGUUUACCAAGAAAUUUGGUAGGAAGAAAGGAUAAAAAAAGCAAGGGAAGAUUCUAUUAUGUUAUGCAUUUUAUUGAUCAGAAAAUUGUCGUUUAUUUUUUGACCAGAAUGUUGUUCCUCUUUAUAACCAAAUACAAAUGUAGUAAGAAGUACGUGUUGCCAAGUCAAUGAGCAACCCAGAUGUUCCUCUUUUUUUCUAUUUAUAUUUUGUAAUUUUUUUUCCUCAUGUUCAAAGGGUACUGUGGAAGUUGAUAACUUUAGGAAAUCUUUUAGAAUGAAUUAGUUUGAUUUAUUAUAAAAACCUGAAGAUAUGUUUAGUACGUACCUAAGGGUUACCAUAACAGUAACUACUACAUGUCCUCUGGAGGGCCUUUCAGCCCUUUGUUAAUUGUAUGAUCAGGUCAUUUCAUUUUUCUCAAAAACCAUGGAAUAGAACAUGAAGUGUUUUUUAUACUUGAAAUACAUAGUUACAUACUGUGGAAUUGAUUAAAUUUCUGGGGACCGAUGUUUUUGAAUUGUCAGUAUGUUAAAAUAUUAUUCACUGAGUGAAUAAGUUUUGUGGAUUCACUUUCAUGUAUAAAAAAUACAGACUGUGUUUAAUAAUUAAUAAUUUGUUGGGAUGAGCUUAGCAUAUCCAUGGCAAAAUGAGCUCCCAUGAAUUAUAAUAAUUCCACAGCAUGUACAAUAUAAUGACAUGGUAAGAGUCAAACUGAAAGUAUUUCUUACAUUGUAUUUCCAGGGGAGCAAUACUGAAAGUCCUAUUCAUAAAUUGCUGCAUUCUUGUUUUACAUUAAAAUUUUUGUGCCUGAUUUGUCAAAUUUAUGCCUUACAUAUUUGACUCUUCGUUAAAAUAGAAUGCUGUUUUAAUAAAUUCACUGCCAAAUUAUAUUUUGAAAACAUUGAAAUGCUUUAAUGGUAAAUUUAUUAAUAUUAUAUAGAAAGCAUACUCAGAUGUUACAGUGAUUAAGAUGGUUAUAUAGUUAAUAAUGUGUUUUUGUAUGUUAUUAACUUAUUCAAUAAACUUCAGGCUCUUGAACAAUGCACAAUACUGAAUGAUGUUUAUGAAAUUGUCAUCAAAUAAAAAUUACAACAUAUGAUAA